Enterobius vermicularis (human pinworm) is the source of this 330-nucleotide messenger RNA. NCBI's taxonomy places the organism in Eukaryota, Metazoa, Nematoda, Chromadorea, Rhabditida, Oxyuridae. The record is from the annotation of a GenBank genome assembly.
AGUGCAUGGAAAGCAUUGGGAAAUCUUAGUUCGUCGAGCGCAAUGUCAUCGUUUGUCACACUCUUGGAUUCGAUUUGUCCACCAUUCCGUGAUUUCGUUAGUGAUUUUGUACAAAAUGAAUUAAAACGCCAGCAGAAGAGAAGUUGUAUUUUCAGUGAAGAGCAGGUCGAAAAAGUUGUUGCAAAGUCUGUUGGACCACCAGUUCAUGACUUAGAACGUUUUGAAGCUCAAAGGCGACAGAUUCAAGAAGCGUUGAAUCAGCAAACUUAUCAUCAAUUCCGGGCAUAUGCACAGCAACAAUUUGUUGGUGAUCCUGUACAAGUAGGCUAA